AUGGAUCCUAUUCCCCACGUAAGCAGCGAAUCGCCGCCUUCAGAAACCACAAUUUUAGGCUCGCUGUUAUGCGGGCGACCGAGGAACUCAUCUCAAUCGCAUAUUCACCUUAAUGCUGACCAUCCCCUUCGAGAGCUCUCCCCACCACCACAACCACCUUCCCCAAACGCAAACGCUGGGAGAACGUGUGUGGCGCCUAUGCAGCAGUCGGCGUCUCAUCAGGCUCCGACAAUGGCAGAAGCGUCUUUGUCGCCUGGGCUGGGCCUGAGCAAUACGCUCAGGAGACGGAGGACAACGGGAACCAUCAUUCCUGCUUCCACCCCUACUGCCUCCAUUCAACCAUCGCCAGUGGGGAUCAACAUCGAAUUUAACCGUACGGAUGCUGCCCUUACGGUCCAGCCUCCCGCUGUACCACCACCGAGCCCACAUCCACAAAUACCAACAUCCGCGGGUGGCGGCGCUACUCGACACACCCGUCUAGUCCCUCACUUGGAUUCAGAUUGUUUCUUCUGGUUCGACCCUCUUCGUCGGCACAUGAAAGAAGGCGACCUACCCCUCCGCAUCGGGCGGUUCAUCGACCCUUCCGGGAUAGACCUCGCAGGUGUCAAGGCGCUAGGCUCGAACAAGCUCGCGUUCAGAUCGAGGAUUGUCUCGCCCGUGCAUGCAGAUAUUUGGGUAGAGCCUGGGGCCAAGAUUUACGUCAAAGAUACGAAAAGCCGCAUUGGGACAUUUUUGAAUAAUGUCCGAUUGAGCCAUGCGAAUACCGAGUCGAGGCCUUUCCAGAUCAAGGAUGGGGAUAUUUGCAGCUUGGUUAGGGUUGAACUUGGACGAGAGUCUGAUGCUUUCAACAUGAGUGCACUGGAGAUUCUCAAGACGCUCGCUGCGCCCUCUGUCAUUCCGAGCAAAUCGACGGGUGGAGUGAAGCUUGGACCAAAGUCACAAAUUCCCAACUGUUGUAUCUGUUUGUCCGGAGUAACCACCUGCCAAGCACUCUUCGUCGCCCCCUGCUCGCACAUCUUCCACUUCAUAUGCAUCUGGCCCCUCCUCGAAUUAUACCACCCCGGCUUUUCCUGUCCCCUAUGCAGGACAUUCGUGGAUUUGGAAGAGGACGUGGAGGUGGAACAUGAGGCCGAUAUGGAGACUGACGUCGAUUUGCCUGUGGGUUCGGACGAGCAUGGUCAUGGGGGAGACGACGACUCGGGAACGGAGGAUGGUAUGAACCACCAUCAACAUCAACACCACCACCACCUUGGCGUUUCGCGUGAAGCGGGUGGGGAGACGGAGGUGGAGGAGGGGGGGACGGGAAGGCCUAGGCGCGUGUUGAGGAAUGGGAACAACCAUUCCCCUGCGGAGGAUGAGGGACAGGCGGAUGAGGAGAUGGUUGAUUUGAUUGCGUGGGAAGAGGUUGCUGUUGCCAUGUUGGAUAGUGACUCCGACUCUGAGGGGGAUGAUGAUAGUGAUUUCGACUCUGAGGAUGAUUAUUGCCAUGUUGGAUAA
Laccaria bicolor S238N-H82 is the source of this 1497-nucleotide messenger RNA. RefSeq lists its product as uncharacterized. The coding region runs from base 1 to 1497 and encodes 498 amino acids. The transcript has 4 exons. The record is from RefSeq and is a predicted model, not a curated record. Gene Ontology annotation, cellular component: ubiquitin ligase complex; mitotic spindle pole body; cell division site. Gene Ontology annotation, biological process: ubiquitin-dependent protein catabolic process; protein ubiquitination; negative regulation of septation initiation signaling. NCBI's taxonomy places the organism in Eukaryota, Fungi, Basidiomycota, Agaricomycetes, Agaricales, Hydnangiaceae. Gene Ontology annotation, molecular function: protein binding; ubiquitin protein ligase activity.